Messenger RNA from Ficedula albicollis (Collared flycatcher), 3270 nucleotides. It is a transcript of the gene PLB1, whose product is annotated as phospholipase B1. The record is from RefSeq and is a predicted model, not a curated record. Lineage: Eukaryota; Metazoa; Chordata; Aves; Passeriformes; Muscicapidae. Gene Ontology annotation, biological process: phospholipid metabolic process. The transcript is spliced from 38 exons. Gene Ontology annotation, molecular function: retinyl-palmitate esterase activity; phosphatidylcholine lysophospholipase A1 activity; A2-type glycerophospholipase activity. Gene Ontology annotation, cellular component: brush border membrane. The coding region runs from base 55 to 2988 and encodes 977 amino acids.
GCCGGGGCUCGUGCACAGGGUGUUCCUGAACAGGCUAGGACACUAGUGGACCUCAUGAAGAAUGAUUCUAGAGUAGAUUUCCAGAAUGACUGGAAGCUCAUAACGCUUUUCAUAGGAGGAAAUGACCUCUGCCAGUUCUGCAAGGAUCCAGUACACCAUUCUCCUGAAAACUACACAUACAAUAUACAAAUAGCUUUGGACUUACUUCACAAAGAGGUUCCACGUGCCUAUGUGAACCUGGUGACGAUACUUUCCAUAGCAAGUCUUCGGGAGCUGCAUGCAGUGAAAAACAAUGGCUGCCCCAAACUGCUUAUGAGCAUGCUGUGCCCUUGUGUCAUAGAUCCUAAGGACAAUUCCAGUGAAUUAAAGCAGUUGGUCUACUUUAACAGGAGGUAUCAGGAGACAACCCGCCAGUUAGUGGAGAGUGGAAGGUAUGACACGAAGGAUGAUUUCACAGUGGUUCUGCAGCCAUUUAUGACUAAUAUGGAAAUGCCAAAAACACAGGAGGGGUUGCCAGAUGCUUCAUAUUUUGCCCCAGAUUGUUUCCACUUCAGCCAAAAGGCUCAUUCCCAGGCUGCACGUGCUUUGUGGAAUAACAUGCUGGAGCCUGUAGGGGAGAAGACAGAUAGUCAGAACAUGGAAAAUGAGAUUGUCCUCAGGUGUCCAUCUGAGGGUGAGCCAUUCCUGAGGACAUAUAAGAACAGUAAUUACACAUACCCUAACCAAACUCCAAAUUAUGGAAGCCAGCUGCUAUGUGAGGACAGGUCUCCAUCCUCCCCUCCUGCAACUUCAGUGCAUUCCCUAAAGCCAGCUGAUGUGAAAAUUGUAGCAGCCCUUGGGGAUUCUUUGACGGCUGGUUCAGGAAUUGCCUCAGAUACCCUUGAGGAUGUGACCACUCAGUACCGUGGACUGUCUUGGAGUAUUGGAGGCGAUGAGUCAUUGGAGAACAUUACAACUCUACCUAACAUCUUUAGAGAGUUCAAUGUCACCAUCGUGGGCUACUCAACUGGUACCGGGAGUGAGAAUGAUUCCAAUGCAUUCCUUAACCAGGCAGUUCCUGGAGCACAGGCUGAGCACUUGCCAGCCCAAGCAAGACGUCUUGUGAGACUUAUGAGAACUGAUCAAAGAAUUGACUUCGGUGCCGACUGGAAGCUCAUAACAGUGCAUAUUGGAGCCAAUGAUCUGUGCAACUAUUGCAAAGACCCUGAUCACUACUCAGCUAGGAACUACAUCAAAAGGAUUCGAGAAACUCUUGAUAUUCUGCACAAGGAGGUUCCAAAAGCUCUAGUGAGUCUGGUUGAUGUGGUGGACAUCCUCCCUCUGAGACAGUUAUUUGUGGACUCUCCAGUUCAGUGCCCCAUUUACUUGGCAGAUUAUCUGUGUAGCUGUGUUCUCACAGGAGAAGAAAACUCAGAAAAUUUAACAAUGGUGAGGGAUGCCAUCAAAGCUUACCAGCUUGGCAUUCAGAGACUGGUAGAGUCUGGCAGAUAUGACACUCAUGAAGAUUUCACAGUGGUCAUCCAGCCUUUCCUCCAAAAUCUGGAGACUCCUCUUGAUAAGGAUGGGAAUCCAGAUGUCUCCUACUUUGCACCUGACUGCUUCCAUCCAAGCCAGAAAGGCCAUUCUCAGCUUGCCAGGGCUCUGUGGAAUGCUGUGUUACAGCCUGUAGGCCAGAAAGCUGACUCAUUUGAUUUCUCAGCUGACAUCGUCCUUGGCUGUCCAGAUCAGAACAGUCCCUUCCUGGGAACUUACAGGAAUAGCAACUACACACCUCCUAGAGAGCCAAUAGAGAAUUGGGGCAGUGAACUGUCAUGUCCUGGUCAUAGUCCAUCAAGUCGUGUCCCAACAUCAGUACAUGAGCUACGGCCUGGUGACAUCAAAGCCAUAGGAGCUCUUGGAGAUUCCAUGACUACUGGAGUAGGAAGCAAAGUACCGGACCUACAAACAGACUGGAAGGGACUUUCCUGGAGUAUUGGAGGUGAUGAGACCCUGGAGAUCCAGGCUACUUUACCCAACAUCUUGAAGAAAUUCAAUCCGAACCUCUUCGGCUUUUCCACUGGCAGUUCUAAGGAAACAGCUGGAUUCAACGUUGCAGAGAGAAACGCCACAGCACGUGAUAUGCCAGCCCAAGCACGUGCAUUGGUGGAGCUGAUGAGAAGCAGCUCGAAAAUUAACUUCAAGGAAGACUGGAAGCUGAUUACCAUCCUUAUUGGAGGCAGCGACCUAUGCCAGUACUGCUUGGACAAGGAAACCUAUUCAGUGCAAAAGUAUGUAAAGCACCUUCAGGACACUCUGGAUAUUUUCUAUAAGGAGCUCCCAAGAGUCUUUAUCAACGUGGUGGAGAUACUAGACUUCUCUGGACUGCGUCAAAUCACAGCAAGCUCUUCAGAGUGUGCUUUGGCAGCAAAGAAAGUUUGCCCAUGUUUCUUAAACCCAGAGGAAGAUUCUUCAGAAUUACAAGAAAUUAAGAGAGUUAACAGAGAUUUUCAGGCUGAAACCUUGCAGCUGAUCAACAGCGGCUGGUACGAGCAGAGGGAGGACUUUGCUGUUGUCAUCCAGCCAUUUUUCCAGAACACCUUAGUGCCCCUGGAUAUUAUCGACAUGCCAGAUAUGAGUUUCUUUGCUGCAGACUGCUUUCAUUUCAGUGUAAGAGGCUAUGCUGAGAUGGCCAUGGCUCUCUGGAAUAACAUGCUGGAGCCAGUUGGUGAAAAGCAGUCCUACAACAACUUUACCCAAGACAGAUCAAAACUCAAGUGUCCAAACCCUGAGAAACCUUUUCUUUCCACACGAAGAAAUAGUGGAUUUGGAAAUUCAGAUCUCAACCUGGGGAACAGGGAAUCUUCAGUCCCCUACUGGGCUGCCAUUGUGACUGCAGUAGCCGGGGUCCUGGUGGGUUCCUUACUUGGCUGGAUUGUGUCUCGAAGAGGAACCAAGAAGCACCAACGUAAGGCUGACACAGAAAACAACAUUAAAAUGACCUCUCUGUAGCACAAGUGAAACAAACAUCUUUCUCUGAUGAAACUGCUCUCUGCUGUGACAAAAAAGUAGCAGAAUAAAAAACCUGUUUGAUAUGAAUGAAGCUUCUUGGUUGCCCAGGAAUUUUUGGGCCAGAUAACGUUGAUCAAUAAUGUAUUUUAGAGUUAUCAUCUGUGGACCAGUCAAGUGGAGGAUGAAGUUCAAAGCAUGUUGUGGUUUACACCAGCUGGCAGCUAAAUACCACACACCUGCUCACUCCUCAGUGGGAUGAGAAGGAGAACUGGAAAAGGUAAA